CAAUACAAACUCCUUGAUGGAUACUGACCGUGCCAGUUAAACAGGGUGAAGCAGUAGGUGGAACAUUGACCUUGGCAUUAGACUGCCUGGGGACCUGGAUUCAAAUCCUAACCUGUUAUUUUCUUUUCAUAUGAUAUUGGGUUGCCAUGAAGAAAAUGCUUGGGGCCCAAGGUUUUGGACUGACCGACCCAAGACUGUGCUAUCUUCUAGAUGGCAUCCUCUUCAUCUAUGGAGUCAUCGUCACAGCCCUGUUCCUGAGAGCGAAGUUCAGCAAGACUGCCAGAGUCUCCGGCUACCAACAGGACCAGAAUCAACUCUAUAAUGAGCUCUCCCUAGGACGCAGAGAAGAAUAUGACGUUUUAGAUAAGAGAAGAGGCCGUGACCCGGAGAUCGGAGGAAAACAGAGAAGGAAGAAUCCUCAAGAAGCUGUGUACAAUGCAUUGCAGAAAGACAAGAUGGCGGAAGCAUACAGUGAGAUUGGAAUGAAAGGAGACAACCAGCGGAGACGAGGCAAAGGAAAUGAUGUCCUGUACCAGGGCCUCAGCCCGGCCACCAAGGACACCUAUGAUGCCCUCCACAUGCAGCCCCUGCCUCCUCGUUAACAAGAAUGUACUGCCAUCGCCCGACCAUCCGGACAGGUUUACAAGGACACAGCAGUUAAAACUGACCCCCACCAAGAAAAAAAAAUCCCCCAUUUCCCAGCAACCAAAACAGCCUCUCCUUAACCUGGCGGAUGAAUCUCAAGUUAAUGUUUGGCUAUGUCUAACUCCUCUCUUCAGUGAGCUUGCCUUUGAAUCUUUCAGGGGAUUUCCAGCCUCAAGGAUUAUGAUUCUGUAGUAAUAAUAGUAAUAGAAUACAUUUCUGAAAAGGUUUACCAAGCACUCUUCUCACCACCACCGUUCAGGGUUCAGGUAUCAUUAGCUCCUAGGUGUAGGUGGCCAAUCAAGCAACGACUAUGAAGUACCUAGAGAGAGCCCUGUGCUAGGAGAAGGCUCUGGAGGAUUUGGUCUUAGGUCUUCUCCUGGCUCAGCCGUAUCUCUAGGCCAGUCGGUUUUUCCCUGGGACUCAACGCUCAUGUUUGUGCAGUGGAUGGAUGUCCCAUUCCACAGAGGUGCUGUUAGCUUCUGCUGUGUGAAGCCUCGAGAGAGGCUGCAGGUGUUUGCUGUUGUUGGAAGAGUCGGCACCAUCUUGCCACUAGGAUUUAUGCCCCCUUGGCUUGACUCUUGCUGUAGAUUUUGCUUCUCUGCUUUGUUGCCCCCUCCUCCCCCAUUUAAAUUUCUGUUGCCCCCCCUCCUCCCCCAUUUAAAUUUUUGUGGCCCCCUCUCCUAUUUUAAAGUGACUCAUCUGUUGAGCUAGUGCUGGAAGUAACCUUAGAAGUCAUUUAGCUGGACUCCUUCAUUUUACAGAAUGAAGAGAAUGAGACCCAAGAGAGUGGGUGACUUGCCUGGUGUCCCCCAGCUUGUAAAGAGCUGAAUCAAGACUGAGACUUGGGUCCUGUGUCUCCCAAUACUCCCUGUGAAAGAUCUCUGCUGGGGGUGAGGAGGGGAUGGGGGGGGGGGAGGGUCAAGUGAUACAGUCCAUGCCAAUAUGUAGCAGUCUAAAUAGGAUGAGGGAAGUGGAGGCAGAGGGUAAAAAUAGAUGGGGAGUUGGGAGAAGUUAUAGUAGCUUAGGCAGAAUCCUACAGAACAGGAAUGGGGCACGGAGGAGAAAGAUUAAGACCGUUACCAAGAAGGCACUGAUGGAUAAUCCAACACCUCAUGGACUCAUAAAAAUUAAGUUUGAUGGUGGCACAGCUCUGGAGGAAAAAAUAGAAGAGGGACCAACUGGAACUAAUGUAAAUGUCAUACAUGGGUAAUCUGACAUUUGGCCUUCUGGUUUUUAUUUAUACUUGUUUGCUGAAUCCAUGUGAUUUUUUCCCCAAAUAAAUGCUUCAAUGAAAAUGCUGUUUUACGUUAAAAAUAAUAAAAAGGUCAUUUCAGCAGUC
Trichosurus vulpecula (common brushtail) is the source of this 1984-nucleotide messenger RNA. RefSeq names its product CD247 molecule (gene CD247). Bases 147 to 602 code for a protein of 151 amino acids. The record is from RefSeq and is a predicted model, not a curated record. Lineage: Eukaryota; Metazoa; Chordata; Mammalia; Diprotodontia; Phalangeridae. The transcript is spliced from 8 exons. Gene Ontology annotation, biological process: cell surface receptor signaling pathway. Gene Ontology annotation, cellular component: membrane. Gene Ontology annotation, molecular function: transmembrane signaling receptor activity.